CCGCAGUUCCAUUUUGAGAAAAGCUUUGUAUCAGUAUCUUAUCGAAUAAUGACAGAGGGCAAGUCAGCGAUCACUUUACUUAUGGACACCCACUACCACGUUCUCUUGCUUUUCGUAGUAUUCAUCGUCCCUCAGGUAGCUCCCUACACCACACAUUAUCUUGAGAGGGAGUGCCUGAAUGGAUCUGUGACUUUAAAUUUGUCGGCAUGGGGCGAGAAUUCAGCAGCUAUUCUGAUGGCGACGUCACACACUUCGUAUUAUCUGCAAAUGCUUUGCAAGGUGCGUCUUCAGGCACCUGAGGGGUAUUAUCUCCUGGUCAGCGUCAGGGAGAUCGGCUUUAGGAUAAAGACAGACAGCAGCUGUAAGGACUACCUAGAGAUUCAAAGACGUCCUUUAUGCAAAAACACCUUCAGGCUGGAGGAGGAUCUGCACUAUGACUCUUUACUUAACCGACCUCCUAACAUCAUGGACAUCAUUUACUACACAGAUAAGGACGGACUUGACAACAAGAGCCUUUCAGGAUAUCCUGGAUUCACAAUCACUUACACAGCUUUCACAAAAGAUUCCAGUUUGCAUAACGACUCUUUCGAGUGUAAUAAUGGGAACAGGAUCUGGCCCGAACUCACCUGUGACUCCCACAACAACUGUGGAGAUCAAAGCGACGAAGAACCCAAAGGCCGAUCCAACUGCGGCAUGGGUAAACGAGGAUCCAUGGUAUUCAUCAUCUUGGGGGCUCUUAUAGUUCUUGUAAUGAUACUCAUGUGCGUGGCCACCCUAGCAUGCUCCAAGAACCCGACAGUCACCCGACUCAGACGCAGGACUCUCUCUGCGAUCCCUCGUCUUGGAACGAGAUAUUCUACUUGAAUUAUGAUCUCUGUAAAUAGUAUGAACAAAUAUUUGCACUUGUUGUUGGAUAUUUCAUGUACAGAUCUGCAUAAAUCUAUAGUGUCCCAAUACUGUGUUGUAUUAUUUGCGUAUAUACUAACUAUACUGAUAAGAAAAUUCAAAUCAGCAUACUUGCAAAUAUUUUUAUCAUUUAAGAUUAUAACCAAGUUAACUACUUGCAAACAAAAGUUUUUAUUUUUUAUUUGAUCUUUCAUGCAUAAGAUUGAUUUACAAUUUUUUUGUCAAGGAAGAAAGUUAACCACAUAAAUUAAGAAUUAAGUAAAGCUUUUGUAAAAAUAUCUGGACAUUAAUUUUUAGCACAUUAACUUGGCACAUAUUCGUCAAACUUUGUAUUUUUAACUCCUCAAUAUCAAUGAGCCAAUGUACGUAAAUUAUUCUAUCAUACAUUUAAACCAUUACUGCCAAUGAACCAAUAAAUGGAAAUUAUUCUUUAAUAAUCUCCCUACUGUCUAUACCACAUUUUCUGCAACUUAUACUUAAAUAUUCAAAUUUUUACUGUCUAUGAACCAAUGCAAAUUAUUAUUCAAAACUUUUAACCCUUGUUUACGGA
Molecule: messenger RNA, 1456 nt
Organism: Argiope bruennichi
Lineage: Eukaryota; Metazoa; Arthropoda; Arachnida; Araneae; Araneidae
Exons: 5
Coding region: 49-864 (271 amino acids)
Molecular function (GO): protein binding
Source: RefSeq, a predicted model, not a curated record